This is a messenger RNA of Alternaria infectoria, 516 nucleotides long. RefSeq lists its product as uncharacterized. The transcript has a single exon. Lineage: Eukaryota; Fungi; Ascomycota; Dothideomycetes; Pleosporales; Pleosporaceae. The record is from RefSeq and is a predicted model, not a curated record. The coding region runs from base 1 to 516 and encodes 171 amino acids.
AUGUCCGAAAUCAACUUCGAAGCUGGAAUUCUCGUAGCGAACUACAGCUACAGCCCGACAUACAAGGCCAAGGAGUUGAAAUCGCUGGCGGCCGCUCUGUUACCCUCGUUGAAGCACUGGUCCGAUAUAGCUUUCCACCAAUGGGUCCAUUCUCAACUCGACCAGGAAGAAGUACGUGAUCUCAAGUUCAUCAUGAGAGAAAACAUCUCGAACGAAGAUACUUUAGCUAUCAUUAGUAAUAUUCUCGACGCACCACCUCGCCAGUCACAGGCUUGUACGCGGUCGGGACUAUACCUAGACAUGACCAGUGACCAUGCUAUCGCUCUGCUGGGCACAGCCCACGGUGCAGGUGUAGCUUGGUUACUUGCUCAGCAUCGAGACCAACUUGGCCGUAAGGUAAUUGCUGGGAUAAGGAUAUUCUACAGCGGCGAGCCGCCAGACCCCAACAGAGCCCCCAACUUGCUCUUCUACCUUCGUGACGCGAGUGCGAAUGAGAGACCCAUCGAGAAGUUGUGA